This is a messenger RNA of Polypterus senegalus (gray bichir), 7691 nucleotides long. RefSeq names its product pre-mRNA processing factor 8 (gene prpf8). Gene Ontology annotation, molecular function: U6 snRNA binding; U1 snRNA binding; pre-mRNA intronic binding. The coding region runs from base 176 to 7186 and encodes 2336 amino acids. Gene Ontology annotation, biological process: mRNA splicing, via spliceosome; spliceosomal tri-snRNP complex assembly. NCBI's taxonomy places the organism in Eukaryota, Metazoa, Chordata, Cladistia, Polypteriformes, Polypteridae. The record is from RefSeq and is a predicted model, not a curated record. Gene Ontology annotation, cellular component: catalytic step 2 spliceosome; U5 snRNP. The transcript has 43 exons.
UUUGUUGUACCGAGCUUGCGUGAGCAAGUGUUCGGUGCUGUACCUUGGCGCCUGGAAAAGAUUGCAUAGUGAUGUUCGACAGGGAGUAUUAAAAGAUCAACACCAUAGAGAACUGCGUUCAUUAAAUUGUUUUGUGGACAACUCGGUUGUCGAUUACACCGAGGUUUAAACCACAAUGGCUACCCCUGCAUUUCCGUAUACCUUUGUCCCUCCUGGGAUACCCACUCCUCCUGCUCCAAUACCGGAUUAUAUGUCAGAAGAAAAACUGCAAGAGAAAGCACGUAAGUGGCAACAGUUGCAAGCAAAACGUUAUGCAGAGAAAAGAAAGUUUGGGUAUGUUGAUGCCCAGAAAGAAGACAUGCCUCCUGAACAUGUCCGUAAGAUCAUUCGUGACCACGGUGACAUGACCAACAGAAAAUUCCGCCAUGACAAGAGGGUUUAUUUGGGUGCUCUUAAAUAUAUGCCUCAUGCAGUUCUGAAACUCUUGGAAAACAUGCCUAUGCCGUGGGAGCAGAUCCGUGAUGUACCAGUGCUCUAUCACAUAACUGGUGCAAUUUCAUUUGUAAAUGAGAUUCCUUGGGUCAUUGAACCGGUGUACAUUGCACAAUGGGGCUCAAUGUGGAUUAUGAUGCGUCGAGAAAAGAGAGACAGACGGCAUUUCAAACGAAUGCGUUUCCCACCUUUUGAUGAUGAGGAACCCCCUUUAGAUUAUGCUGACAACAUUUUAGAUGUUGAGCCUCUGGAAGCCAUUCAAAUGGAGCUGGAUCCUGAAGAAGAUUCCUCAGUUGCUGAUUGGCUAUAUGAUCACCAGCCUCUUAGAGACAACACCAAGUUUGUGAAUGGGUCUACAUAUAGGCGCUGGCAGUUUUCUCUUCCAAUGAUGUCAACUCUUUAUCGUUUGGCCAAUCAGCUUCUAACAGACUUGGUGGAUGAUAAUUAUUUCUAUCUUUUUGACCUCAAAGCCUUCUUCACCUCCAAAGCACUUAAUAUGGCCAUACCAGGAGGACCUAAAUUUGAGCCACUUGUUAGAGACAUCAACUUGCAGGAUGAAGACUGGAAUGAGUUUAAUGACAUCAACAAAAUCAUCAUCAGACAGCCAAUAAGAACGGAGUACAAGAUUGCAUUUCCAUAUUUAUAUAAUAACUUACCUCAUCAUGUUCAUCUUACUUGGUAUCACACCCCAAAUGUUGUUUUCAUUAAAACUGAAGAUCCUGACCUUCCAGCCUUUUAUUUUGACCCCUUGAUCAAUCCAAUUUCCCACAGGCACUCUGUCAAGAGUCAAGAGCCUUUGCCUGAUGAUGAUGAGGAGUUUGAGUUGCCAGAGUUUGUAGAGCCAUUUUUGAAAGAUACCCCUCUUUACACUGACAAUACAGCCAACGGUAUUGCUUUACUGUGGGCUCCUCGUCCGUUUAAUCUACGUUCUGGGAGAACCCGCAGGGCUCUAGACAUCCCACUCAUUAAAAACUGGUAUCGUGAGCAUUGUCCAGCUGGACAGCCAGUGAAAGUACGUGUCUCCUACCAGAAGCUACUUAAGUACUAUGUUUUGAAUGCCCUCAAACAUCGGCCACCUAAAGCACAAAAAAAAAGAUAUUUAUUUCGCUCUUUCAAAUCCACAAAAUUUUUCCAGUCUACAAAGUUGGAUUGGGUUGAAGUUGGCCUUCAGGUAUGUAGACAGGGAUACAACAUGCUGAACCUCUUGAUCCACCGGAAAAAUCUUAACUACCUUCAUCUGGAUUACAAUUUCAAUCUAAAGCCUGUGAAGACUCUCACCACAAAGGAGCGUAAAAAGUCUAGAUUUGGCAAUGCGUUCCACUUGUGUCGAGAAGUGUUGCGUCUCAGCAAGCUUGUGGUUGACAGCCAUGUGCAGUACAGACUGGGAAAUGUUGAUGCUUUCCAGCUGGCAGAUGGCCUGCAGUAUAUCUUUGCCCAUGUGGGUCAGUUGACUGGAAUGUACCGUUAUAAGUACAAGCUAAUGAGACAAAUUCGAAUGUGCAAGGACUUGAAACAUCUUAUAUAUUACAGAUUUAACACUGGUCCUGUUGGAAAAGGCCCUGGCUGUGGAUUCUGGGCUCCUGGCUGGAGAGUCUGGCUCUUUUUCAUGAGAGGGAUAACACCACUUCUGGAAAGGUGGUUAGGAAACCUGCUUGCCAGGCAGUUCGAAGGACGUCACUCAAAGGGAGUGGCAAAGACUGUCACAAAACAGCGUGUGGAGUCCCACUUUGAUCUGGAAUUGAGAGCUGCUGUAAUGCAUGACAUCUUAGAUAUGAUGCCAGAGGGCAUCAAGCAAAACAAGGCAAGGACCAUUCUGCAGCAUCUAAGUGAAUCUUGGAGAUGCUGGAAAGCCAAUAUUCCUUGGAAGGUUCCUGGCCUCCCCACCCCAAUUGAGAAUAUGAUCCUUCGCUAUGUAAAGGCUAAAGCUGAUUGGUGGACAAACACAGCCCAUUAUAACAGAGAACGAAUUCGUCGAGGGGCAACUGUUGACAAGACCGUUUGCAAAAAGAAUUUGGGUCGCUUGACCAGAUUAUACCUCAAAGCAGAGCAGGAAAGGCAACACAAUUACCUGAAGGAUGGGCCCUACAUCACUGCUGAGGAGGCUGUGGCUAUCUAUACCACCACAGUUCACUGGUUGGAGAGCCGAAGAUUUUCCCCUAUCCCAUUCCCUCCUCUUUCAUACAAACAUGACACAAAACUGCUUAUUCUAGCCUUGGAGAGGCUCAAGGAGGCUUAUAGUGUGAAAUCUCGUCUUAAUCAAUCACAGCGAGAGGAGCUGGGUUUAAUUGAACAGGCUUAUGAUAACCCUCAUGAGGCGCUAUCAAGAAUCAAGCGUCAUCUCCUUACUCAGCGAGCCUUCAAAGAGGUGGGAAUUGAAUUUAUGGACCUGUAUAGUCACUUGGUUCCUGUGUAUGACGUUGAGCCUUUGGAGAAGAUCACCGAUGCUUACCUGGACCAGUACCUGUGGUAUGAAGCUGAUAAGCGCAGGCUUUUUCCACCUUGGAUCAAGCCAGCAGACACUGAGCCGCCACCACUUCUGGUCUACAAGUGGUGUCAAGGCAUCAACAAUUUGCAGGAUGUUUGGGAAACAAUAGAAGGAGAAUGCAAUGUAAUGCUGGAGUCUCGGUAUGAAAAAAUGUAUGAGAAGAUUGAUCUGACACUUUUGAACAGACUGCUUCGACUCAUUGUUGAUCACAAUAUUGCUGAUUACAUGACGGCCAAAAACAACGUUGUUAUUAACUAUAAGGAUAUGAACCACACAAAUUCUUAUGGUAUUAUUAGAGGUCUACAAUUUGCCUCUUUCAUCGUCCAGUACUAUGGCCUGGUAAUGGAUCUGCUGGUGCUUGGCCUACAUCGUGCCAGUGAGAUGGCAGGACCCCCACAAAUGCCCAAUGAUUUUCUUAGCUUUCAAGACAUUGCUACUGAGGCGGCUCACCCUAUUCGAUUGUACUGCAGAUACAUUGAUCGAAUUCACCUUUUUUUCAGAUUUUCAGCUGAUGAAGCAAGGGAUCUGAUUCAGAGAUACCUGACUGAGCAUCCUGACCCUAACAAUGAAAAUAUCGUUGGGUACAAUAACAAGAAGUGCUGGCCCAGAGAUGCCAGAAUGAGACUAAUGAAGCAUGACGUCAAUCUUGGUCGGGCUGUCUUUUGGGAUAUCAAGAAUCGACUUCCUCGUUCUGUAACAACAGUGCAAUGGGAAAAUAGCUUUGUAUCGGUGUACAGUAAAGACAAUCCAAACCUGCUCUUUAACAUGUGUGGCUUUGAGUGCCGCAUCUUGCCAAAAUGCCGCACCAGCUAUGAGGAAUUCACACACAAAGAUGGAGUCUGGAAUUUACAGAAUGAGGUAACUAAGGAGAGAACUGCUCAGUGCUUCUUGAGAGUUGAUGAUGAAUCUAUGCAGCGUUUCCAUAACAGAGUUCGUCAAAUACUCAUGGCUUCUGGAUCCACAACUUUCACAAAGAUUGUAAACAAGUGGAAUACAGCUUUGAUUGGCUUGAUGACCUAUUUCCGAGAGGCUGUGGUGAAUACACAAGAACUUUUGGACUUGCUUGUAAAAUGUGAGAAUAAGAUUCAGACAAGAAUCAAGAUUGGGCUCAACUCCAAAAUGCCAAGCAGAUUUCCCCCAGUUGUGUUUUAUACGCCAAAGGAACUGGGAGGACUAGGAAUGCUGUCAAUGGGGCAUGUCCUCAUUCCACAGUCUGAUUUAAGGUGGUCCAAACAGACUGACGUUGGUAUCACCCAUUUCCGUUCUGGCAUGAGUCAUGAGGAGGACCAGCUAAUUCCAAAUUUAUAUCGUUACAUCCAGCCCUGGGAGAGUGAGUUUAUUGAUUCUCAGAGAGUGUGGGCAGAGUAUGCAUUGAAGAGACAGGAAGCCAUUGCCCAGAACAGACGGUUAACACUGGAGGACCUGGAAGAUUCCUGGGAUAGAGGUAUCCCAAGAAUUAAUACUCUGUUCCAGAAAGACAGGCACACCCUUGCUUAUGAUAAGGGCUGGAGAGUGAGAACAGACUUCAAACAAUACCAGGUCCUGAAGCAAAAUCCAUUCUGGUGGACGCAUCAGCGCCAUGAUGGAAAGUUGUGGAAUCUAAACAAUUACAGAACAGACAUGAUCCAGGCUCUGGGAGGUGUAGAGGGUAUUCUGGAGCAUACACUGUUUAAAGGAACCUACUUCCCCACCUGGGAGGGUCUCUUCUGGGAGAAAGCAAGUGGAUUUGAAGAAUCCAUGAAGUGGAAGAAACUUACAAAUGCCCAGAGGUCUGGUCUGAAUCAAAUUCCUAAUAGAAGGUUCACACUUUGGUGGUCACCCACUAUCAAUAGGGCUAAUGUAUACGUAGGCUUCCAGGUGCAGCUAGAUCUGACUGGGAUUUUCAUGCAUGGCAAAAUUCCAACACUCAAAAUUUCACUGAUUCAGAUUUUCAGAGCCCACUUGUGGCAGAAAAUUCAUGAGAGCAUUGUUAUGGAUUUGUGUCAGGUAUUUGAUCAGGAACUUGAUGCACUUGAAAUUGAAACUGUACAGAAAGAAACAAUCCAUCCCCGAAAGUCCUACAAAAUGAACUCCUCCUGUGCAGACAUCCUCCUCUUUGCCUCUUAUAAAUGGAAUGUUUCACGGCCAUCUCUUCUUGCUGAUUCAAAGGAUGUGAUGGACAGUACAACAACUCAAAAAUACUGGAUUGAUAUCCAGCUGCGUUGGGGUGACUACGAUUCUCAUGACAUAGAGCGAUAUGCCAGGGCCAAGUUCCUCGAUUACACAACGGACAACAUGAGUAUAUACCCAUCACCCACAGGCGUUCUUAUUGCUAUUGACCUGGCAUAUAACCUGCACAGUGGCUAUGGCAACUGGUUUCCAGGAAGUAAACCAUUGAUCCAGCAAGCAAUGGCAAAGAUAAUGAAAGCCAAUCCAGCUCUGUACGUAUUGAGGGAGCGAAUCCGCAAAGGUCUCCAGCUGUACUCUUCUGAGCCUACUGAGCCGUAUCUGUCCUCCCAGAACUAUGGGGAGCUGUUCUCCAAUCAGAUCAUCUGGUUUGUGGAUGACACAAAUGUGUACAGAGUGACCAUCCACAAGACUUUCGAGGGCAACUUAACAACAAAGCCCAUCAAUGGAGCAAUUUUUAUCUUUAACCCCAGAACUGGUCAGCUGUUCUUGAAGAUUAUCCACACAUCAGUAUGGGCUGGGCAAAAGCGUCUUGGACAGCUUGCUAAGUGGAAGACUGCAGAAGAAGUUGCUGCCCUUAUUCGUUCUCUACCUGUAGAAGAACAGCCAAAACAAAUUAUAGUUACUCGGAAAGGCAUGUUGGAUCCACUAGAGGUCCACUUGUUGGAUUUCCCUAACAUUGUGAUCAAGGGAUCGGAAUUGCAGCUUCCCUUCCAAGCAUGUCUGAAGGUGGAAAAAUUUGGAGAUCUGAUACUAAAGGCUACUGAGCCGCAGAUGGUCUUAUUCAACCUGUAUGAUGACUGGCUGAAGACGAUCUCGUCUUACACUGCAUUCUCUCGCUUGAUUUUAAUACUUCGGGCCUUGCAUGUUAACAAUGACCGUGCAAAAGUAAUUUUGAAGCCAGACAAGACCACAAUCACAGAGCCACAUCAUAUCUGGCCAACACUUACAGAUGAGGAGUGGAUCAAGGUUGAGGUGCAACUCAAGGACCUUAUCUUGGCUGACUAUGGCAAGAAGAACAAUGUGAAUGUAGCUUCUCUUACCCAAUCAGAGAUCCGUGACAUCAUCCUGGGUAUGGAAAUCUCUGCACCCUCCCAGCAACGCCAGCAGAUCGCUGAAAUUGAGAAGCAGACCAAAGAACAAUCUCAGCUAACUGCUACACAGACGCGCACUGUGAAUAAACAUGGUGAUGAGAUCAUAACAUCCACCACAAGCAACUAUGAGACUCAGACCUUUUCUUCUAAAACAGAGUGGAGAGUUCGAGCGAUUUCUGCUGCUAACCUACAUCUGCGCACGAAUCACAUUUAUGUCUCUUCGGAUGAUAUUAAGGAGACUGGUUACACCUACAUCCUACCCAAGAAUGUCCUGAAAAAAUUUAUUUGUAUCUCUGACCUUCGUGCUCAGAUUGCUGGCUAUCUGUAUGGCACCAGCCCCCCUGACAAUCCCCAGGUGAAGGAGAUACGUUGCAUUGUGAUGGUACCUCAGUGGGGAACCCACCAGACAGUUCACCUUCCGAAUCAGCUUCCACAGCAUGAAUAUCUUAAGGAAAUGGAACCUCUUGGUUGGAUUCACACACAGCCUAAUGAAUCGCCUCAGCUAUCUCCACAAGAUGUCACAAGCCAUGCCAAAAUCAUGGCAGAUAACCCAUCCUGGGAUGGAGAAAAGACCAUCAUCAUUACUUGCAGCUUCACUCCAGGCUCUUGUACCCUCACAGCAUAUAAGCUGACACCUAGUGGGUAUGAAUGGGGUCGUCAGAACACAGACAAGGGGAACAACCCCAAGGGGUAUUUACCCUCACAUUAUGAGAGGGUGCAGAUGCUGCUGUCGGAUCGCUUCCUUGGUUUCUUCAUGGUACCCGCUCAAGUCUCCUGGAAUUACAACUUUAUGGGUGUCCGCCAUGACCCCAACAUGAAGUACGAGCUGCAGUUGUCCAACCCGAAGGAGUUCUACCAUGAAGUCCACAGACCAUCACACUUUCUGAACUUUGCCUCUCUGCAAGAAGGGGAAAUCUAUAAUGCUGACAGAGAAGACAUGUUCACUUAAGUUGUCCAAACCGUUGGGUUUUCUACUGUUGAUAUUCAACAAAGGCUAAUGUUUAGAGCUCAUUUUGUUUAAAAGGGCCUUACCCUCUGUCUUUGUAAUGGUGUGUAAUUAUUUUAACCUGUACAUUAAAUGUGCACUCAUUAAAUAGAAAAUGAUGAGAAAAAAUGUAUUUCAUGUAAUAAAUAUGUGCUUCCCUUGUAUGUAUUUCAGGGAGUUUGUUUCCUUUGCAUUUAUAGGCCAGUAGCCUAAGCCAGUUUUUCAGUCAUUUUGAGUUCUUUCCUUAAUUUUUGUACAAAGACUUUAGUGAUACAGUAAAAGUAGGGAUAUUGCUUCAAUCAAACAGUUCAUGAUUCUUUUUGAAUAAAUUUAAAUAAGUGUUUUAUUAAAAUUCAAAUAAAAUUGCAUUUGGUUUCUUUUCCCAGUAACGCUCUGACUAGCUUUCUGUAUAUGUGUGUGUGCUGUUUGUAUACCAGCUAUAAAUAAAGCCUCUGCUUUUUUAAAAUGG